Molecule: messenger RNA, 2880 nt
Organism: Chaetomium strumarium
Lineage: Eukaryota; Fungi; Ascomycota; Sordariomycetes; Sordariales; Chaetomiaceae
Exons: 5
Coding region: 1-2880 (959 amino acids)
Biological process (GO): DNA-templated transcription; regulation of DNA-templated transcription
Molecular function (GO): DNA binding; zinc ion binding; DNA-binding transcription factor activity, RNA polymerase II-specific
Source: RefSeq, a predicted model, not a curated record
AUGGUUUACUGUGCCUACUGCGGGAAAGGCUUCACCCGCAAGGAGCACUUGGAGCGUCAUAUACCAAGUCAUACCAACGUGAAACCACAUCGUUGCACGGCUUGCCAACUAUCCUUUGCUCGGCGAGAUCUGCUGCAAAGACACUAUACGACGUACCAUGAGGCGAGGGAUCCGACCGAGCCCCUCCCAGGCGGACCGCCAACAGUUGCGGGACGAACACCCAUUGCGUGCCAAAACUGUGCCAACGCCAAAACGGGUUGUGAUAAGAGGGUGCCGUGCGGAAGAUGCACGGAAAAGAACUUGCCAUGCGAGGCCCGCUACGCGAGACGAUCGUCCAAGGCUGCCGUCCGCGCCGCGCAAGCGACUGCCGCGUUUCACAGUGCGCUCACUCCAUCGCCGGAGCAAACACCACCGACCGCAGUCGCCAACAUCAACCCCUUGGAUGCCAACCAGCCGGGCGUCAAGCCAGAAGGUAACAGCUCUCCCACAGCCAUCGAGGUUGUGAUUCCGGGCUUCGGUCUUGCAGAAGGCUGUUCAAAACAGGCCUCGCCGUAUCACCUCCAAGUGAGCCCCGGUGAACUCUCGUCACCUCACAACCAGAUGGAGGGCGGCCUGGACGACUUCAUGCACAUUACGAACGAUUAUGCUCCCCAGGGCGCAACAUACCACGAUCUCAUGCUUUGGCCCGAGUUCUCCAUGAAUAUCGAGGUUUAUCCGAGCAACGUAGAGCUUGGCAGGCCAGACAUUUCGAUGUCUGCCUUCCCGGAUCUGGGGGACGUGUCGCCUCCAUCAGAGCCCCUCACGGCCUCUUCGUCGUCGCGGAGCUCCAUACGCACCCCUGGGACUAGCACUAUGUCACUUGCGGACCUUGACAACGGCUUGAAGCCCAUGGAACUCUCAGUAACAUCCCCAACCGACAACUCGAUCCCCGAGUUUGAGGUUGUAAUCGCGGCCGAAGGGGCAUGGAACUUGGCACGAUGUAACCCACCACCAUCCAUCACCGGAACUUGUCCCCGUACGGCAAUUGUCCAUCUCGAAUGCCUGGAGCAGAAGUCGAAGCAGGAGGGAACAUGGAGCUCCCUGGAAAAAUACUUGGAGCAGGUCGAUUGGGAUGCCUCGGACCUGGCGUCAGUGGUGCCCUUGACCUCCCGCACCAGGGACAAGAUGGUUGCCAUCACUCAGAGCUUCCUGCACAAGGCCCUCGAGAUCCAUCGCGGCGGCUCUAGUUACCCCAAGAGUGGUUACGCCACUCCUGGUGAUUUCAACUUCAUCGUGCUGCCGUCGGCCAAGAUCCUGGAAUACUUCCUGCGCAGCUAUGUCCGCAGCUUAUCGAUGUACUAUCCUCUGGUCACGGCUGGCUGCUUGGAUCCGAAUGAGAUGCUGCAAAACAACCAAGCAUCGACGCUGCUGGUGUUGCUUAUGAUCGCCCAGGGGGCCGCCGCAAUGCCAAUGGCAGAGGCUCGCUACCUCGCGGCGGGCCUGGCUGAGACCUGUCGCAUUUCGCUCUUCGACAUUGUAGAAAAAGACGUUGGGCUUUCGGCAGACCCCAUCGCUCUCCGCGCCGCUCUCCUGUUCAUUGUCCUCGGGGUCUGGAGCGGCGACAAGUGGCUCAUGGACAUUGCGAUGGGUCAGAGGGGCAUGUACAUGUCGAUGCUCAAACAUGCUGGCAUGUUUGAUCCGCAGCCAUGCAUGGUACCAUCGUUCAACGACGCUUCCAGCACCGAACUCGAAUGGCGCGCCUGGGUUCAGCGUGAAACCCGCAAUAGGCUGGUCUACAACUACGUUAUGCUCGACCAGGAGCUCAGUCUGUUCUACGACACGGCACCCCUGUUUGCUAUUACGGAACUUCGAUGCCCUCUGCCAGGUCCCGAGAUGCUUUGGAUGUCGUCUGAAUCGGAGCAAUGGUUCUCGGCCAUGCAAUCGGUGUAUGGUUGUACGGCCAACGUUAACCCCCAACUUCUCAGUACUCCGUCAGCCACACCGUCACUGUAUGACCUCUUCCAGGACUUUCUCCAUGACAACCUUUCCAGGGGCCAGCGCAAUCUGUCUCCGCAGCAGCUGAGGUUGGUUCUACACCCGCUGCAGGCACUGCUCUACCAUCUGCGCCAGAUGCUAUCAUGCUUCUCGGACACUCCUGGUCCGCGGCGCACAGGCGCUCGUUCUGUCACCAAAAGCUCUACGCUUCACAGGCUGGAGGAAGUGCAGGACCUGCUGCAGAGGUGGUACGACCUUUCAGCAAACCACGCCAAGGCAAAUCCCGACUGCCCCGUCACCCGGUGCAACCUCGUUCUUUACCACCUCAUCUGUCUCAACGCCGUGACCGACUUUGCCGAGAUUGAGCGGUUUGCCCGCCGCGAGGCGUUUGACCACUGGUACUGGGAUAUAUCGCAACUCAAGAACCGGUGCAUAUUUCAGCGCGGGGAGGCCGUCUUCCACUGCGGCCAGGUCUUUCGGCUACUCCGACUCAUGCCCAACGACCGUCGACCGGCCUGGUGGACUGUCGCCAUGUACCGUGCCACGUUGAUUCUCUGGGUCGAUAGUGUAUCAAGGGUGUACUCCGGCUCCCAUACAAACAAGCGGGACGACUCUGGAGCAGCGCCACAAUCGGCACCCGUCAUCAUCGACCAAGCGACCCCUGAGGACGCCUCUAUCAACGCCUACGUAUGGAACAGUACUGGAGUGGCAAUGCUGACACGGACGGACGGAACCAUGGUUACGCUGGACAAGCCGGCCGGCAUCUUGUCCUACGCUAUCCAGAGCCUCGAGGCUGGUUUCAGCUCGCGCAUCGGCGAUGGAAUCAAGCGGAAGUUGAUCGCUUUGGGAAAUAACUGGAACGUCGAGGCUAUGACGGCAUUCCCGUCUGGCAGCAGUGGAAACUAG